Messenger RNA from Didymodactylos carnosus, 2406 nucleotides. Lineage: Eukaryota; Metazoa; Rotifera; Eurotatoria; Philodinida; Philodinidae. The record is from the annotation of a GenBank genome assembly.
AUGCCGCAAAGAACGUCGAAUAAAGUUAAGGUUUAUCUUCGCACACGGCCAACGAACAAUUUCGCCUCGGAUAUCAUAUCAUUUGGUCGUGACAACCGAACUGUUACAAUUCAUCGAGCUCCAUCGGCAAAUACGGUUGUUGAUAAUAACGUAACCGACUGGAGUUUCCAUCUGGAUGGACUGUUUCAUAAUGUUAAUCAAGAGGAGAUAUUUAAUGCUGUAGCAAAAGAUGUUAUUGAUCGAAGUUUAGAUGGCUAUAAUGGCACAAUUAUGUGUUAUGGACAAACAGGAGCUGGUAAAACACACACAAUGACUGGUUUUAGUGAAAGUUAUCCAAAUCGCGGCAUAAUACCUAGAGCACUUCAACAUAUCUAUCAAGAAAUUAAUUCAAGACAAGAUUACUCAUAUUCCAUACGAAUUGCAUAUUUGGAAAUUUACAAUGAUCAAAUGUGUGAUUUGUUACGGACGGUGGAUACACCAAAUGAUUUAAUUCAACAGCAAUUAAGUAUCGGAGAAGAUAGAGGACUUGUUUACGUCAAAGGCUUAUCUUAUCGAAUUGCUAAUAGCGAAGAAGAAGCAUUAAACCUCUUGUUCGAAGGUGAAACAAGUCGUUCCAUUGGUCAACAUAUUCUCAAUAAACAAUCAUCCCGCUCUCAUUGUAUAUUCACAUUAUUAAUCGAAUGUCGUUCAAUAUUAGCUUCAGACGAAAAAUAUACUGUUUCAAAAUUGAAUUUAGUUGAUCUAGCAGGGUCAGAACGUCUAGCAAAAACGAACUCACAAGGUAUCGCUCAACGAGAAGCAACAUUUAUCAAUAAAUCAUUAUCGUUUCUUGAGCAAGCUGUGCUGAAUUUAUCUGAUAAGAAAACAAAUACUGUACAUUUUCGUAGCAGUAAACUAACACACGCACUAAAAGAUAGUAUUGGUGGACGAUGCAAUACGGUUAUGAUAGCGAAUGUGUGGCCAGAAACGCAGCAUUUAGAAGAAACUGUUUCAACACUUCGAUUUGCCAGUCGUAUGAUGUGUGUGCCAGCUGAGCCAGCGGUCAAUGAAGUCGUUGAUCCAAUUAAAGCAGUUGAAAAUUAUAAAAAAGAGAACAAAUAUCUUCGUGAAGAAUUAGCGUUGCAUGACACAUUACAUGGAAAUAGAAGUGGAAUAUCAUACGAACCAUUGUCUGAACAACAAUUAUAUGAAAUUGAAAAUCAAUGUCGACGAUUUAUCGACGGAUCAUUAGAUGAACUUGAAAUAAAAAAUGUGCGACAAGUCCAAGCUGUAUUUAACACUUUAAAAAAUAUUUGCAAAUCAACAGAUGGAGAAGUCGAGAAGAAAUAUCGCGAGCGUUAUGUACUGAUGGAUAAGAACGAAUAUGACCAAACUGAUGGACAGAAGGCAAGAUAUACUGUUGCAGGGACAAAUCAAAAUGAUAAUAGUACAGGCGAGUUGGAUGGACAAGGUUUUGGUUCUGGAAAUGCGCCGAAAGAUGCACGUACCAGUAAAGACCAAUUGCUAAAGAUGACAAAAAAUAAACGUGGAGUAAAAGCGUCAGUACAGAGGUACGUAUCGAAAUUAGGCAGUGUUAACGUUAAACCUACGUUAAAACGCAACACAACUGAAGAAGAACAAAUGUCACGGUUAAAAGAUUCUCGAGAGUCAACUGAUGUAUAUUACGGUCCACCAGAAACAGGUGCCAAAGAGCAAACGCAACCAAGUACUCCACCAACACGAAAUGUAGCAUUCGAAGAAUUCAGACAGACUCGUGGAAGUAAUUUAAAUGCAAUUUAUCAAGAAAAUAAAGAUAUAAUGUUAGCUAAAAAGAAACAGUUUGCUGAAUUAGCCCGUCGAAUAAAUCAGACAAAAGGCGACAUUGAUAAAACACGAAUGGAUGCUGAACGAAAAAAGAAUGAACGUCUUAAUUUAGGCGAAUUUACAAAUGAAAAUGGUGAAACAAUAAUUGAUGAAGAAGAAUAUGAACUAAUAUCAAAAUUACAAGAAUUAAAAGCAAAUUAUCGCGUUGAUUUUGAUAAUUGGAAAACGUUGAAAUCAGAAAUUGCCUACUGUCAAAAUUUAGUGAACCAAUGUCAACAACGACUUAUUCAAGAAUUUGAUUCUUGGUUCAACGAUUCUUAUUUGUCAACGAAUAAAGAUACGAGAUCGGCAAAUGGACUUGGAAAGACAAAUCAAUUUCAAGUUUACGAAGAUGCUGCUGAACGAUUUGAACGUAUGCAAAAAGAACUGCUGAUGAGUGAUUUGGAUAUGUUUUUCUUGGUUACCCAAGUGCGCUUGGAGCGUUUAAAAAUAAAAACGCGUUCCAGUGCGUUUGACACAAAAAAACGUCUGGAAACGCAUGCAAUGCAAGAUUUAUGGUAUGAAGAUGGUAUAAACGAAACGCAGCCAGACGCAUUUAUGUAA